AUGCAACUCACCAAAACCCUCGCCGUCAUCACACUUUUGGGUGUUGCCCAAGCAGCUGCCAUCCCUCCUGUGGCCCCCACUAGUCGCGAUGUCGAAGACAUCCAGGGCGGACAAUCCACCGACUUGACCAACAAAGUCAUUUGGUGGAAGCGCGAAGACGCCGACGGUGAUAAGCAGUCUACCGAUAUGAUCAACAGGACUCUCUGGUGGAAGCGCGGUUCUGAGAAGGAAGAUGAACAAUCAACGGAUAUGAUCAAUCGGACUGCGUGGUGGAAGAGGGAGGCCGUGUCUAAGAAUGAGGAGUGA
Sordaria macrospora k-hell is the source of this 306-nucleotide messenger RNA. RefSeq lists its product as uncharacterized. The record is from RefSeq and is a predicted model, not a curated record. NCBI's taxonomy places the organism in Eukaryota, Fungi, Ascomycota, Sordariomycetes, Sordariales, Sordariaceae.